GUGUGUCUGGAUAUGCGAGGAAUGUUAACUCAAUGAAGAUUACAAGACACUUUAGAAACAAUCUGAAGAAACGAGCGUCUCUGCUUCCUUUAGUUUGCGCUGUGCUUGAUUUGGUGUGAAAGCGUGUUUAAGUAUGCACUAGAAGUCAUGUUACUGUAGGGCUCUCGGUGUGCAGGAGAAGAUUCACAGCUCUUAAGAACAAGUAGCCAACACCAGUUUCCCAAUGGCUGAAAACAACUUUCCUCCUCUGCCUGGCUUUAUUCCUCUGAAGCCGUGCUUCCACCAGGACUUUGAGGAGAUUCCUGACCAGCACCGCACCAUGUGCAAGAGACUCUACCAUCUGUGGAUCUUGUACGGAGUGACGCUGCUGGUGAAUUUCUUGGGCUGUAUGGCGUGGAUGUUUGGAGGAGGAGGAGUGACUAACUUUGGCAUGUCCAUCAUCUGGGUUAUUCUCUUCACCCCCUGCUCUUACGUGUGCUGGUUCAGACCCAUUUACAACGCCUUCAAGACCGACAGCUCAUUCUACUUCAUGGCGUUCUUCUUUGUCUUCAUGGCACAACUUUUCAUCGCUAUAAUUCAGGCCAUUGGAAUACCAGGAUGGGGGGUUUGCGGCUGGUUGGGCACCAUCUCCUUCUUUGGCACGAGUAUCUUUGCCUCCAUCAUCAUGUUAAUCCCCACCCUCAUGUUCACCGCAGUCGCUGCCAUCUCAUUCGUGGCGCUCACGAAGGUUCAUAACUUCUAUCGCGGCAGCGGCGGUAGCGUGAGUAAAGCGCAGGAGGAGUGGGUCUCCGGCGCCUGGAAGAACCCUCAUGUGCAGCAGGCGGCUCUGAACGCAGCGAUGCAGGGGCCGCAGACGCCGCCAUACUCCUCUCCCUCUUACGAUAACACCGUGUAAAACACAGCCCAGCCAGCAGGCAUCAGAGCAUACAGGCCCAGAAACACCAGGUGGAACCAACCAAGUAAUGCUUGGGGUUUUUCGUUUUUUUAAUGUAAAUGUUUGUUUUUUUCUUCUAUGUUUUGCGUCUAUUUUGGCCUAUUUGUGACCCUGGAGCACUGGAGUCUUAAGUCGCUGGGGUAUAUUUGUAGCAAUAGCCA
Molecule: messenger RNA, 1095 nt
Organism: Sinocyclocheilus rhinocerous
Lineage: Eukaryota; Metazoa; Chordata; Actinopteri; Cypriniformes; Cyprinidae
Product: secretory carrier-associated membrane protein 5-like
Exons: 7
Coding region: 224-895 (223 amino acids)
Biological process (GO): protein transport
Cellular component (GO): recycling endosome membrane; trans-Golgi network membrane
Source: RefSeq, a predicted model, not a curated record